AUCACCAUGUCCGACGAUAAAUUAGACACUCUUCCGGAUCUUCAAUCGGAAACGUCACAUGUCACAACUCCUCACAGGCAAAAUGAUCUUCUUCGUCAAGCGGUCACUCAUGGAAGGCCACCACCAGUUCCGAGCACAUCAACUUCUGGAAAGAAACGAGAAAUGUCUGAACUACCGUGGUCAGAUUUUUUUGAUGAAAAGAAGGACGCAAACAUUGAUGGAGAUGUUUUCAAUGUGUACAUAAAGGGAAAUGAAGGUCCAAUUUUCUAUUUGCUUCACGGUGGAGGUUAUUCAGGCCUCACAUGGGCGUGUUUUGCGAAAGAAUUGGCAACUUUAAUAUCAUGCAGAGUUGUUGCACCUGAUUUAAGAGGACACGGCGACACUAAAUGUUCUGAUGAGCACGAUCUUUCGAAAGAAACCCAAAUAAAAGAUAUUGGAGCAAUCUUCAAGAACAUUUUCGGCGAAGACGAUUCACCAGUAUGCAUUGUUGGACACAGUAUGGGUGGUGCAUUGGCCAUUCAUACAUUGAAUGCAAAGAUGAUUUCUUCAAAAGUCGCUGCACUCAUUGUCAUUGAUGUUGUCGAAGGUUCCGCUAUGGAAGCACUUGGAGGAAUGGUUCAUUUUUUACAUUCAAGGCCUUCUUCAUUUCCUUCUAUCGAAAAAGCCAUUCACUGGUGCCUUUCUUCGGGUACAGCGAGGAAUCCCACAGCUGCACGGGUCUCAAUGCCGUCUCAAAUUAGAGAAGUAUCGGAACACGAGUACACUUGGCGAAUUGAUUUAACAACAACAGAACAGUACUGGAAAGGAUGGUUUGAAGGAUUAUCCAAAGAAUUUUUGGGAUGUUCCGUUCCGAAGAUGCUUGUUCUAGCGGGCGUUGAUCGGCUGGACAGGGAUCUCACAAUUGGUCAAAUGCAGGGAAAGUUUCAGACUUGUGUGUUACCAAAAGUUGGACAUUGUGUUCAGGAAGAUAGCCCACAAAAUCUUGCAGAUGAAGUCGGAAGAUUCGCUUGCCGCCAUAGAAUUGCCCAACCGAAAUUCUCAGCCCUUGCAUCACCACCAGAUCCAGCGAUUCUCGAAUACAGAAAACGUCAUCACCAAUAAUUGCUCAUUUUGUUUUCCAAUAUUUUCACAACAUUUCUAUACAAGUUAAGAAAAAAAUAUUUUAUAUGAAAAGAUUAUCGAUUAAA
Molecule: messenger RNA, 1187 nt
Organism: Caenorhabditis elegans
Lineage: Eukaryota; Metazoa; Nematoda; Chromadorea; Rhabditida; Rhabditidae
Product: putative protein phosphatase methylesterase 1
Molecular function (GO): protein methylesterase activity; catalytic activity
Source: RefSeq, marked reviewed